Gastrolobium bilobum is the source of this 1215-nucleotide messenger RNA. RefSeq names its product protein REVERSION-TO-ETHYLENE SENSITIVITY1. The record is from RefSeq and is a predicted model, not a curated record. Gene Ontology annotation, cellular component: endoplasmic reticulum; Golgi apparatus. The transcript is spliced from 3 exons. Bases 362 to 1069 code for a protein of 235 amino acids. Gene Ontology annotation, biological process: regulation of ethylene-activated signaling pathway; response to ethylene. Lineage: Eukaryota; Viridiplantae; Streptophyta; Magnoliopsida; Fabales; Fabaceae.
UGAAUAUAAAAAAAAAUCUUUGAUAUUAAAUUAUAAUUCUUAAAAGAGAAGAGAUUGUGGACCUUGUGAAUGAAAUUUUUUAUUUUUAUUUUUAUUUUAAGCGGUUUGGUCCCUCAGAAUAAAUCAUACAAGUCUUGAGCAUUUCUGGUUCUCAGCAAUGACCUUCAACAGCUUCUCUUCUGCAUCUUGGUCACCUCUUUCAAUCUUAAAAUCUUCUUCAAAGUUCAUUGGAGCUUUCUUAUAUGAUGUACUUCUAUCAUAUUUUUCUUAGAGUUGCGAUGUCUGGAGGAGUAGUUUGAUACGGUGAUGCAUCUCCAGAGAAACUUGAGCAAAGCUGCAUGCUGUGCGGUAGACUUUUACUAUGGAGUUAAAAGCAAGUUAUGAUAUUGAGCAUUCACAUUCUGGGCAAAUAAUACAGCAUGAGCUGUGGCCUUUAGAUCCAAUUGAUCCAAAGAAGUCAAACUUUCCUUGUUGUUUGGUUUGGAAUCCACUUCCUGUUGUCUCAUGGUUGGCACCCUUCAUUGGCCAUGUUGGCCUUUGCAGGGAGGAUGGAGUUGUUUUAGAUUUUUCAGGAUCAUAUCUUGUGAAUGUUGAUGAUUUUGCAUUUGGUCCAGUAGCAAGGUACUUGCAACUUGAUCGUGCACAGUGUUGCUUCCCUCCUAACCUAUCUGCGCAUACAUGCAAGCAUGGCUACCGGCAUGCUGAGUAUGGGACUUCAAUCACAUGGGAUGGUGCCUUACAGUCAAGUUUGCGGCACUUUGAGACAAAAACUCACAACCUUUUCACGUGCAACUGCCACUCAUUUGUUGCAAACUGUCUGAAUCGGCUCUGUUAUGGUGGGUCAAUGAGUUGGAACAUGGUAAAUGUAGGAGCCUUGAUACUAUUUAAAGGGCAUUGGGUUGACUUCAGGUCAAUUGUAAGGUCUUUCUUGCCUUUUGUUGUGGUUGUUUGCAUAGGUGUUCUCAUGGUUGGGUGGCCCUUCUUACUUGGGCUACUAUCCUUCUCUCUUCUCUUAAUAGGGUGGUUUCUAUUGGGUACUUACCUAGUUAGAAACCUAUUAGAGUGCUAGGUGUUCUCUUUAAUUGAAGGAUGGUCAUGUUUGUGUUUCCUCCUCACCAAAUAAUAGUUUCCAAUGUCUAUAUUGUUAUUUGAACAAGAACACAAGUCACUUAUGGAAAGUUAAUGAAAUAGCUUCCAGUUCUCCCAACCCUGAAA